This is a messenger RNA of Zeugodacus cucurbitae (melon fly), 1291 nucleotides long. RefSeq names its product annexin B10 (gene AnxB10). The transcript is spliced from 4 exons. The record is from RefSeq and is a predicted model, not a curated record. Gene Ontology annotation, molecular function: calcium ion binding; calcium-dependent phospholipid binding. Bases 151 to 1110 code for a protein of 319 amino acids. Lineage: Eukaryota; Metazoa; Arthropoda; Insecta; Diptera; Tephritidae. Gene Ontology annotation, cellular component: cytoplasm.
UAAAUGAAUGUAGCUGGUAUUCAGUCGUUUAAUAGCUUUUGAGAAGUAAACAAGUGACAAAGUCUAAAGAAAGUAUAAUUCUGCCGGAAUCCACAAAUAUUCGAGUUUAAUAUAAAUUAAAGCAAUUUAAAGAACAUUCCCAGCAAUAAAAUGGAUUACAAACCAACUCCCACUGUAGUGCCCACCGCCCCAUUUGAUGCCUCCGCCGAUGCGCAGGCACUGCGCGCCGCCAUGAAAGGUUUCGGCACGGACGAGGAGGAGAUCAUCAACUUGCUCACUGCGCGCUCCAAUGCACAGCGGCAGCAAAUUAAGGCGCAAUUCGAAACGGAAUUCGGGCGUGACUUGGUCGAUGACUUGAAGAGCGAAUUGGGUGGUAAAUUUGAAGAUGUGAUUGUGGCCUUAAUGACACCACCCGUGGAGUAUUUAUGCAAGCAGUUACAUGAGGCUAUGGCCGGCAUGGGCACAGAUGAGGAGACACUCGUCGAAAUACUGUGCACUAAAACGAAUGAGGAGAUGCGGGAAAUAGUAGGCGCUUAUGAGGCGAAAUAUGACCGACCGCUGGCGGAGCAAAUGUGUAGUGAAACUUCGGGACAUUUUCGACGUCUGUUGACCUUGAUUGUAACUGGUGUGCGCGAUCCCGUUGGCACAAUUGAUGCCGGAAAGGCGCAAGAAGAUGCCGAGGCAUUGUAUGCGGCUGGUGAGGAGAAACUCGGCACCGAUGAAGAGGUCUUCAAUCGCAUUAUGUCGCACAGCAGUUUCGCACAGUUGCGGCUCAUCUUCGAUCGGUACAAAGAACUGUCUGGACAGACAAUUGAACAGGCGAUCAAACAUGAGAUGGAUGGUGCGUUGCACGAUGCCAUGAUUGCUAUUGUCGAAUGUGUGCAGUCACCGGCCGCCUUUUUCGCCAAUCAACUUUACAAAGCAAUGGAUGGAGCCGGCACAAAUGAUGCUGCUCUCAUACGUUUGAUUGUCAGUCGCUCGGAAAUCGAUUUGGGUACUAUUAAAGACGAAUUCGAACGUAUCUACGAUCGUACUUUGUACAGUGCUAUUGUGGCGGAAACAUCGGGCGACUACAAAAAUGUCUUGGCUGCGCUACUGGGUGGAGCUUAAGCUGCUAUAAUACUCUUUUAAAUUAAUACAGAUUAUCUAUUCGAAAUAUUUUGUGCAAUUGCUGCUACAACAAUAACAACAUAUAGUAAUUGACGUUGUAAACACAAAACAUUUUAAGCUAGAAAAAUUAUAUGCAGUUGUUAGAAAAAUAAAGAAAUAUGUUUUAGCGUUUGAAAUAAAA